AUGGAUUUCGGGUCCCUGGAGACGGUGGUGGCCAACUCGGCCUUCAUUGCUGCCCGGGCCAGCUUCGACGCGAGCAGCGGCCCGACCUCCCGGGACAGGAAGUACCUGGCCCGGCUCAAGCUGCCCCCGCUGUCCAAGUGCGGGGCGCUGCAGGCGAGCCUGGACCUGGGCUUCGAGAGCGUGUGCUCGGAGCAGCCCAUCGGCAAGCGGCUCUUCCAGCAGUUCCUGCAGGCCCAGGAGCAGCACGUGCCGGCCCUGGAGCUCUGGAGGGACAUCGAGGUCUACAACACCGCCGGUGACGACCUCCGGCCGCAGAAGGCCCAGGCCAUCCGGGCCGAGUACCUGGACCCCCAGGCCAAGCUCUUCUGCGGCUUCCUGGACAAGGAGAUGGUGGCGCAGGUCCGGGAGGGGCCGGCGGGGGCCGGGGACGGGCUCUUCCAGCCCCUCCUGCAGGCCACCCUGGCGCACCUGAGCCAGGCCCCCUUCCAGCAGUACCUGGACAGCCUGUACUUCCAGCGCUUCCUGCAGUGGAAGUGGCUGGAGGCCCAGCCCGUGGGCGAGGACUGGUUCCUGGACUUCAGGGUCCUGGGGCGGGGAGGCUUUGGGGAGGUGUCUGCCUGCCAGAUGAAGGCCACCGGGAAGAUGUACGCCUGCAAAAAGCUGAACAAGAAGCGGCUGAAGAAGAGGAAGGGGUACAAGGGCGCGAUGGUGGAGAAGAAGAUUCUUGCCAAAGUCCACAGCAGGUUCAUCGUGUCUCUGGCCUACGCCUUUGAAACCAAAACCGACCUCUGUCUGGUGAUGACCGUCAUGAAUGGAGGCGACAUAAGGUACCACAUCUACAACGUGGACGAGGAGAACCCCGGCUUCCCGGAGGCGCGCGCCCUCUUCUACACGGCCCAGAUCAUCAGCGGCCUAGAGCACCUGCACCAGCGAGGAAUCAUCUACCGAGACCUCAAGCCCGAGAACGUGCUCCUGGACGACGACGGCAACAUCCGAAUUUCUGACCUUGGGCUGGCCGUGGAGCUGAAGGAAGGGCAGACCAAGACCAAGGGCUAUGCGGGGACGCCAGGCUUCAUGGCCCCGGAGCUCUUGCGGGGUGAGGAGUAUGACUUUGCCGUGGAUUACUUCUCCCUGGGGGUCACGCUGUACGAGAUGAUCGCGGCCAGAGGCCCCUUCCGAGCCCGCGGAGAGAAGGUGGAGAACAAGGAACUGAAGCAGCGGGUCCUGGAGGAGGCGGUCACCUACCCCGACAAGUUCAGCCAGGCCUGUAAGGACUUCUGCGAGGCGCUGCUGCAGAAGGACCCCGAGAGGCGCCUGGGCUUCAGGGACGGCUCCUGUGAUGGGCUCCGCGCCAGCCCCCUCUUCAGAGACAUCAGCUGGCGGCAGCUGGAGGCCGGGAUGCUGACCCCCCCCUUCGUCCCAGACUCCAGGACUGUCUAUGCAAAGAACAUCCAGGAUGUGGGUGCCUUUUCCACAGUCAGAGGUGUGGCCUUUGACAAAGAGGACACAGAAUUCUUCCAGGAAUUCGCCACCGGCACCUGCCCCAUCCCCUGGCAGGAGGAGAUGAUCGAGAAGGGCAUCUUUGGGGACCUGAACGUGUGGCGGCCUGACGGGCAGAUGCCCGACGACAUGAAGGGGAUCUCCGUGCAGGAGGCGGCCCCCUCGUCCAAGUCGGGGUUGUGUCUGGUUUGCUAG
Molecule: messenger RNA, 1695 nt
Organism: Lagenorhynchus albirostris (white-beaked dolphin)
Lineage: Eukaryota; Metazoa; Chordata; Mammalia; Artiodactyla; Delphinidae
Gene: GRK1
Product: G protein-coupled receptor kinase 1
Exons: 7
Coding region: 1-1695 (564 amino acids)
Biological process (GO): visual perception; signal transduction; protein phosphorylation
Cellular component (GO): cytoplasm
Molecular function (GO): rhodopsin kinase activity; ATP binding
Source: RefSeq, a predicted model, not a curated record